This is a messenger RNA of Cicer arietinum (chickpea), 1624 nucleotides long. Its product is annotated as E3 ubiquitin-protein ligase ATL4-like. Gene Ontology annotation, biological process: protein ubiquitination. The record is from RefSeq and is a predicted model, not a curated record. NCBI's taxonomy places the organism in Eukaryota, Viridiplantae, Streptophyta, Magnoliopsida, Fabales, Fabaceae.
UUUAUGCUUUUCCAACCAAAGAAUCUAGGUAACUCUAACACAAAAAAAAAAAAUGCAGAAUCAAUUUAAUCCAUAAACACCGAAAAAAGAGAGAACAGUAUCUCUCUCUCCCUUCUCCAUAAACCUGAACGCAUUUACUUCUCUUCAUUCAUUCAAUCAAAUCCAUUCCUUCCCCAUUAACAUUCAAUUCAUUUAACCUACACCAAAUUAUCACGUGCCAUUCACGUGCAAUCUCUUAUGUUGUCAAAACAAACAACCAACACACUUAUACUACUUUCAUGCACACAACAACACUCUCUUUCAAAGCUUUCAUUCUUUUAAGCCAUAACGAAAUGUUUAACAACGUCGUCGUUUCGCACACGUUCGCAACUGUUUCUAAAUCACUAACGGAAACGGUUACACCACCGUCACCUCACAGCUCAUCUCCGUUACAGAAUAUAAGUCCCAGCAUUCUCAUCAUUGUUACGGUUCUCGCCGUCACCGUUAUUGUUUCAUUCGCGCUCUGUUUCCUUCUCCGUCAUCUCAACCGUCGAUGUCUCCGUCGUCUCUCCUCCGAUCCCGACGCUUUCCCGCCGCCGGUUGUCAUCAGCGGUCGAACCUCACCGGAAAUAAUACCUCCCUCUGAUUUGAUUGAUUCGCUUCCGCUUUUCACUUUCUCCUCCGUAACUCGCCGUUCAUCCACAGCCGCCGCUGACUGCGCCGUUUGUCUCUCGAAGUUCCACAACAACGAUCUCCUCCGUCUUCUCCCUCGCUGCUGCCAUGCUUUCCACGUCGACUGCAUUGAUACGUGGCUUCGUUCAAAUCUCUCGUGUCCUCUCUGUCGCUCCGCCGUUUUCCCCUCCGAUUCAGACCUCGCUAAAAUUCUCAGAUCACCGUCCUCCGAUAGUUUUCGAAUCGAAAUAGGAAAUGUGAGCCGCCGAGGAACUAUUCCCGACGCCGCCGGUGAUGGAAGGUCGUUUUCCAUGGGAUCAUUCGAUUAUUACGUGGAGGAGCCAUCGGAGGUUUCGUUCACUCAUGAUCACCGGAGAAGUAUCUCCGAUCAUAAGGUCGACAUUCCGACAUCAGAUGAUUCUCCGGCGAUAAACGAAACCGUUGUACUUGCCGGAGAAGUUGGCAGUAGUGGAUUCUGGCUGAAGGAUUACGUGGACAGACUUUCGGCUUCUAUUUCAUCUCGAACGGCGUCGUUUAGAAGUUCUGGAAGGUUCUUUGGUGGAAGUAGUCGCAGAAACGACGUCGUUCAAGUAGCUGUGGAUUAUGAUGACGUGGAAAGUAACAGAAUUGGUGAGGAAAUUACCGAAAUGUUUCGUUGGCUUUCAGGGGUAUGAUUGGUAAAUUAGAUUAACACCUAGGUAAAUGUCUUGGUAUUUUUGAUAUAAUUUUUUUACUAUUUUACAAUAUUUUUCAAACAUAUUUGGCUUCCCUUUUGAUUUUCCUUUUGAGGCUUUAGAAUUAGAACAAAAUUAGUGCAAACGAUGAAUCUGUGUAGAUAGUUACUAUGAGAGACAUAGUAAUUUUUGGUUUAGAUCAUGGAUUUUAAUAGGAAUGCGUAUGAUAAUGUGAUCAUAAUUAGAUAAAAAGAUACAAAUUAUUUCUGGAAUUAUAAUAUUCGAUCUUGUUGGUUAAA